ACCGGUACCCGGAAGUGUGUUUUUUGUCUAGGAAGGCGGAACAAAUACCGGAAUCAGGAAGUGCCGUCACUUCCUGUUGUGUUAGUCUUAUUUCAAAUCAGAAAGAUGGAUUUAGUAUCGAACAACUGCAUAAUUAAGUUAAUAUUGUGUAUAUUUGUCAUCGGUGCUGGCUGUACUUCUGUGGAAAAGAAGAUUUAUGUACACCUCAACUACACCUUCCCAUGUGUGCGUCUACUCAAUGCAACUCAUCAGAUAGGCUGCCAAUCCUCCUUGUCUGGAAAUGUCGGGGUGCUCCAUCUGGUGGCGUCUGAGGAAAACCUGGACUGGGUCCUUGGCAGUGGGCCCAAUCCUCCUUAUAUGGUUAUCCUAGAACAGCCGCUCUUUACCAGGUCCAUCAUGAUGAAACUGAAGAAUGGCUCCAGCAGGGUGGCUGGCGUUGCUGUCGUGUCCGCCAACACGAAUCCAGCUGAGGGUGUAUCUCCGCAUACAGCCUGUCCCAAUGAGAACACAGGUGUGUAUUCUGAGAGCUACGAUCCGACCAUGGCUCACUGCAACGUCACCUUGUGGAACCCAUUCGGAAGCGGCCUGUCCUAUGAGGAGUUUGAUUUUCCCAUAUUCUCCCUGAAGGACGACAACGACACCCAGCUCAUUCGGCAGUGUUACAUGGAUCACAACCGCAGAGCGAACAGCAGUGCACCCCAGUACCCUCUGUGCGCCAUGCAGCUCUACUCACACAUGUCCGCCGUCACUGACACGGCCACGUGCAUGAGGAGGAACGACAUUAACUUCAGCAUCACGCCAGAGAUGGUGUGUGACCCGCUGGGAGACUCAAACGUUUGGGCUGCCACCAGGCCCCUCAACAGCACCGCCAAAGGUCACAAGAUGGGGGAGAGCGUCGUCAUUGCUGCCGCCCGGCUGGACAGCCGAUCGUUCUUUUUUGACGUGGCUCCCGGAGCUCAAAGCGCCGCUUCUGGUUUCAUCACCCUGCUGGCGGCCGCUCAUGCUCUGCGGACCAUCACCCAGGAGGCCCCGCCCAACCGCACCAUCCUCUACACCUUCUUCCAAGGGGAAACCUUUGAUUACAUUGGCAGUUCCAGGAUGGUGUACGACAUGGAGAACCAGCAGUUUGUUGUGGACCUAGACAAUGUUCACUCUGUGCUAGAAGUUGGACAGGUGGGCCUGCGUGCCGACUCCAGACUAUGGCUCCACUCUGACCCGGUUUCCAGGAGGAACAGCAGUGUAGACAACGAGGUAAAGAUGUUCAUUGAAAACCUGCAGUCGUCUUUGACGGGUUUAAACGUCACCCUGAGUGAGCCCGCCUUCUCGCAGCCACUCCCGCCUUCGUCCUUCCAGCGUUUCUUGCGAUCCCGGCCCAUCCCAGGCGUCGUUAUGGAGGACCACCCAUCGGCUUUCAGCAACAGGUUCUAUGAGAGCAUGUACGACAAUGCAGAGUACCUGAACGUGUCCUAUCCGCAGAAUAUGACCCAAGAAGAAAAGCUGGAGUUUGCCACAGAGACAGCCAAGGCGCUGGCUGAGGUGGCCACCGUGGUCGCUCGUGCUUUGUACAAGCAGGCUGGAGGAGAACAAUCUCAGCUCAACAGCAUCAACGCAGACGCCCAAAUAGUGACCCAGAUGCUUUACAGUUUCCUCGUCCAGUCAAACAACACCUGGCUGCAGCAGAUGGUCCCCUCGGACCUUGCCAACCACCUCAAGAACACGCCCACCAACUUCUACGUGGGCGUAUCUCAGCAGUCCAGUGAGCCGACCAGCCUGGUGAGGCACCUGCUGGCCAACCUGACGGGCAGCGUGGUCAAUGUCACACAGGAUGACUGCCAGAAACAGCGUGAGGACGAGAAGGACAGCGAGAGCAAACACAUAUACACAUACACCUGGGUUCAAGGUGCAGCACCCCCCAACAGCACAGAGAGGGAAGGUUUCUGUGUGCGCUCCACAGUUCACAUCUCCAAGGCGGAGUCGCCAGCCUUUGAUCUGCGAGAGUACAACUCCAAAGACUACUCCACAUGGACUGAGUCCAGGUGGAAGACCAUCAAGGGCCGCGUGUUCCUGGUGGCCAGUCAUGAGCUGGAAAUGCUGACGCUGGGUGUGGGCGUGGGCGUGCUCCUCACUUCCCUGCUGCUCACCUACUUCGUCAGCUCAAAGGCCGACAUCCUCUUCAGCUCUCAGCGGGAGCCCACCAACGCCACCUACUGACCACCUGACGUACACCCAGACCACCACUACAACUCCUACGUACGUGUGCAUCAGACCCGGACCAGGUUCUUUUUAUUUGAAUCCAAACACAGGCUGAGGGCUGUUUUCAGACCUCAACAUGGUUUUUCCUGGACUCACCGGUUUUAAGUGAGGCAGAAUGUGACGACUGGAUUGGCCCUGGGUGGACUCUUAGCUACCAGCUACCAGCAGCCCUUUGAAAAGAUGUUCAUAUUUCUUUUUACUAAAUUAAUGUUCUUGCUUUUUAUUGUUCAAGAAUGUUUUGUUAAUCACGUGUGUGUGUGUGUGUGUGUGUGUGUGUGUGUGAGUGUGUGUGAGACAUAGCUGAUUCCGGAAUAUUCACAGCAAAGAAAAGUCCUAAGUGUGUGUGUGUGUGUGUGUGAGUGUGAGAGAGAGAGAGAAUAUUGUCAUGUGCAAUACUGUAAUCUUUACUGUAGAUAACUAAUUAUUUCCAAUGAUAAGAAACCACUUUGUGAGACAAAUGAACAAGUGAGGUGUGUUAAAACGUUAAGAUUCUUCCUACAUUGGAGCUCUUUACAACAUGUGCUGGCGUUUUUCUUGAAACUGAAUUUUGCACUGGUACUCCUGGCUGGCCACUCCUUGUAGAUAAUUCUUUUUUCUUUCAUCAUAGUAUAAUCUGAAACAGCUGUUGUGAUGCCUUGGUGAGGAAUUAAAUUGCUUUUUCUUUUGUUA
This is a messenger RNA of Doryrhamphus excisus (bluestripe pipefish), 2922 nucleotides long. RefSeq names its product nicastrin (gene ncstn). The record is from RefSeq and is a predicted model, not a curated record. Gene Ontology annotation, cellular component: plasma membrane. Lineage: Eukaryota; Metazoa; Chordata; Actinopteri; Syngnathiformes; Syngnathidae. Gene Ontology annotation, biological process: Notch receptor processing; protein processing.